This is a messenger RNA of Manihot esculenta (cassava), 981 nucleotides long. RefSeq names its product dirigent protein 25. The transcript has a single exon. NCBI's taxonomy places the organism in Eukaryota, Viridiplantae, Streptophyta, Magnoliopsida, Malpighiales, Euphorbiaceae. The record is from RefSeq and is a predicted model, not a curated record. Bases 4 to 888 code for a protein of 294 amino acids.
UUCAUGGAUUGCCACAGCUUUCUCUUUAUCAUAAACAAAGCCAAGGCCACAGUCUACCUUAUAUUCCUUGCCCUCACUGUUGCCGCCUCAGCUCGGAAGCUAGUUGAAGAACCACCAGUUCCGGUGGUGUCCCCGCAGCCGCUCCCUACAUCAUUACAACCUAAUCCUAGUGUAGCUGCAACUACUACUGCUUCAACAGUCAACUCUGGCAAUACCUUAACCUUCUUCAUGCAUGACAUUCUUGGCGGGUCAAACCCCACAGCCAGAGCAGUCACCGGCAUAGUCAACAAUCCAGCAGUCAGCGGUCAACUCCCGUUCGCCAAACCCAACGGGGCAGUCCUUCCAGUGGAUAAUGGGGUGCCCCAAAACAACAACAAUAAUGGCCUUAUAAACAACAAUAACCUCCCAUUCCUUACAGGCCUCAGUGGAACCACAGCAAAUGUUGUUCAAAACAAUGGGAACAAUAACUUGAUCAACAAUGGAUUUAACUUCCCGGUUGUCAAUGGAGACCAACUUCCAUCCACUCUUCAACAACUCAUGUUCGGAACGAUUACUGUGAUCGACGAUGAACUAACCGAAGGGCAUGAUCUAAGGUCAGGAUUUGUAGGCAGGGCUCAAGGGUUCUAUGUGGCUAGUUCUGUGGAUGGUACCAGCCAAACCAUGGCAUUUACAGCUAUGUUUCAGAAUGGGCAUUAUGAGGACAGCCUUAUAUUUUUCGGAGUUCAUAGGACUGCUGUGUCUGAGUCUCAGCUUGCUAUUAUGGGUGGCACUGGAAAAUAUGUUAAUGCUAAGGGCUUCGCCAUUGGUAAGACCUUCCCUGCUACUAAUCAGCAUGAGACUGAUGGUGUUGAGAGCUUGUUGCACUUUACUGUUUAUGUUAGUUAUUAAUUCUAUUUUGAUGGGUAUUAUGUUAUAAUUCAAAGAAAAAUCUGUGAAUCAUGUUGAGUGAAAAUUUGAGAAAUUUCAGUUUAUUUUCAUGGA